AAAUUAAGGUAUUAAAAAAAGGAAAGCAAAGCAAGGAGAAAAGUUUCAUUUUUGGUUCAACCAGAGUGAAUUAAUAGCGAACUCUAGGGGGUGCUAAAAGCAAGCAAAACUGCACUUUCUGGGAUUCACAAUAGAGCAAAUUAGCUUCGUGUGCUGCAUCUUGGAGACCGAUGUGAAACAGUUAAAACCUUUUUAACAAUGGGCUUUACAUUUUUAUUUAAAAAAGGUGGCAGAGAUUAUUUAACCAAACAGAGCAAAGCUUGCUUUCACACAAUGUUACAUUCAUGUUUUUCUUUAAAAAUCUAUUUUUCUUGUCUCUUCUCACCAAGUCCAACUGGCAGGGACAAGAAAGGAGUCUCAUGAUGGCCAAAAAGCCAAAUUGAUGUAAAACGCAUGAAAAUUAUUGACUUCGGAGAAUGUUCAUUUAUUUCCGUUCAGCCGUGCUCAGAGAAAAUAGAACGUGAACAAUAAAGCAGGACCAGAUGUUAGUGAGACAUGAGGAAAAAAUAAAAGAAGCAGUGAAAGUGAACAUCUCUGGCAAUUAAAGGGACAUCAGAUGUGAUGCAGAGGGAUUGUAUACGUGGAGCACAUCGGUUUAACUAUCUGCAAGGCUUUAAAUGUUCGCGUCAUCUGUAACGAAACACACUUUCCAUCAUCUGAUCUAUAGCUUCUAACUCUGCCAGACGCCCUCCUGCAGCAGCACCAGAGCAAACACAUGCAUGUUGGAGAAACAUUACAAAAACAUUGGAUUACUUCAUCCAAUCAGCUUUGAUGUGCAGAAUCUGUACAGUAAGGCCUUAAAAGUUCCUCAGCACAAGAAAACCACAACCCAGACUUUAAAGUUCUGGUGAUUGGGAGACAAAUGGAGAGAGAAAGAGAGAGGGAGCAGCAGAAUGGAAAUAAGAAAAAAAUAUGUUGGCCUGAGAGUGUGCGGAAGUCUGUGCGUGUGUGAGUUGUGUGUGUGUGUGUGUGUGUGUGUGGCAGCUGGUUCAGGUCAGCUGACAGCCAUUGCUGAGUGUGAUUUGUUGGACGAGCUUGUCUGGGCUGAACCACACACAGCUGCAAUCAGUGUGUGUGUGUGUGUGUUAGAGGACAAAAAUGAGAGCAAGAAAAAAAGGAAGGGGGAGAGACAUGUAGGGCUGCCAGUGUGUCAGCUCAGCAACAGCAACAUUCGGGGCUGGCGUCUGGAGCCGAGCAGUUCAGGAAGACCCAGUUAAGCCUUGGAGGGAAGUGGCGGGUCGAAUGGAGCGUUGGGUGCUGCACCUGGAUUGAAGGUCCCCUCUGGCUGGACCAGGGGCUGAGCUGGAGUCAGCUCUGACAGACAAGAAGGUGACGCUCAGGUGAAGCCCGUGCUGCUGGACGGGACCAGGCCGGACUUGGAGACCACCACGGUGAAGUAUGGGUUGCUCGGCCAGCGUUGUCCUGCUCCUGCGCUCGGUGGGUGGGGCCGACAUAUGCUCACGUCAGGACCAGAUGUCGGUGGAAGGUGCAACACCUACGUUAGAGGGUUACACAUCCACCAGCUCACCUCUGACCAUCAUCAUAAUGCAGGAGAAGCCGAAGUUGAUCGAUCCUCUCGACUAUGAGGCCGUCAUCUCUGAGCUGUUGGAUGAGCUGAAGGAAGAUCCUCUCAGAGAUCUCCUCCUCUUUCCUGACAAUGAUUUCACUGUAUCCAUGGUGCCUCAGGAGAGACGGACGCUCAAGUCUACUGUUCCUGAGGGGGCGGAGCUUCAAACUGAGUGUCUGCUGGUCAGACAGGCCUCCAAAUAUUACAACUCUGAGCUAAACGUGGUCCAGUUCAAGUACGAUGACUAUGCUGGAGACUAUCGCCAACUGCCCAGGAAAAUGUACAAAGCAGAGAAGCUGCCAUCUCAUUCCUUUGAGAUCGACUAUGAAGAUGUAGAUAAAGACGAGGAUACCACCUCUCUGUCCUCGUCCAAAGGGGGAGGUGGUGGCGGAGGAGGGGGUGGAGGGGGAGGAGGAGGGGGAGGGAUUGGUGUGUUUCGCUCAGGCUGGCUGUACAAAGGCAACUUCAACAGUACUGUUAACAACAGCAUCACUGUGCGGUCUUUCAAGAGGAGAUACUUUCAGCUCACUCAGCUGACGGAUAACUCCUACAUCAUGAACUUCUACAAGGAUGAAAAGAUCUCCAAGGAGCCCAAAGGUUGCAUCUUUCUCGACUCGUGCACGGGUGUUGUGCAGAACAAUCGCCUGAGGAAGCACGCCUUUGAGCUGAAGAUGAAUGAGGUUACGUACUUCGUGCUGGCCGCGGAGAGUGAGCAGGACAUGGAGGAGUGGAUCAGCACUUUGACCCGUAUCUUACAGAUCAGUCCGCACGACGGUCCGGCUCCAGACCGCAAGAGUCUGGACCUCAAUGAGCAUCGGCAGGAUGUGUUUGACCUGUCGCUGAGUGAGGGUUGUUUGCCGGAAAAUGAAGAAAUUACAGAAAACGGCAUCCAUCCAGAGCUGGCAAAGUACAUCUCCGAGACAGACGAGAGAAUUCGCUCUGCUAGAAGAGAAGAGCGGUUGAAUCUGUUUUCUCUGGACCCAGACACUCCCGUUUUGAGAAGCCCGCGGACAGAACACUCGUUAUCUGACAGCUCAACAGUGCACCCGUUUGAAGAGAAGCUCGGCAGAAGGUUCAUGAUCACAUGCAAGUCUCUCAAUCUCAUGCUGCAGGCUUGUGUCAAUGAGAGUGAAACAGAACCCGUCACGAAUAUCGAACCCUUCUUUGUGUCGCUGGCUCUGCUGGAUAUUCGAGAAGGCAGAAAAGUUUCUGCAGACUUCCACGUAGACCUUAACCACGAAGCCGUGCGUCAAAUGCUCGGAGGCUGUGGCAGGGUAACGGGCCUAGGUACGGGGGUCGGAGCUCAAGAGAACGGCUUGUGCUCUCCUGCUGAGAAGAAGGCAGGUGAUUGUCACCUGAGUGUGGACUUGGAGCAGUGGCUUUGCUUCCCCAAACAGGCCAUUUUCUCAGUGACCAACCCCCAUACUGAUAUAGUCAUGGUGGCAAAGGUGGAAAAGGUGCUGAUGGGAAAUAUUGCAUUCGGCACUGAACCUUAUAUCAAGAAUACAGACUCCAGCAAGACUGUGCUGAAGACUUUAAAGUCCAACAAGCAGUUUUGCUGCAAACUUGGAAAGUACCGUAUGCCCUUUGCAUGGUCUGUCAGACCGGUGUUUAAAGACAACCACGGAGCGCUGGACCGGGAGUCUCGUUUCUCACCUCUUUAUAAACAGGAAAGCAACAAGAUCUCCACAGAUGAUCUGAUUAAGCUGGUUUCUGAGUACAGGAGGGCUGAGAAGAACAGCAAACUGCAGACUAUACCAGGAACAUUAGACAUUGCAAUAGACUAUGUUCCAUUGGAGCAUCCCAACUGUGUGACUUCCUCAUAUGUGCCAGUGAAGCCUUUUGAAGAGCUGAGUGAACACCAGCCCACCGUGGAGGUGGAAGAGUUUGUCCAGGACACCACUAGGUUCACCCAACCGCAUCGCGUCUAUAGAAACCACAUCUACGUUUACCCCAAGCACCUCAAGUACGACAGUCAGAAGAGCUUUGCAAAGGCUCGUAACAUUGCAGUCUAUGUAGAAUUCCGCAGCUCAGAUGAAGAAGUUGCCAAGCCCUUAAAGUGUAUCUAUGGCAAGCCAGGAGGACCAGUUUUCACAACAACAGCCUCCUCCACUGUCUUGCAUCACUCUCAGAACCCUGACUUCUAUGAUGAGGUGAAGGUUGAGCUUCCCAUCCAGCUUCACGAAAAGCACCACCUUCUUUUCUCCUUCUACCAUGUCACGUGUGACAUUAAUGCUAAGACAAAUGCUAAGAGGAAAGAGACCCUAGAGACUCCAGUGGGCUAUUCUUGGCUGCCUAUACUGAAAGAAGGCCGGGUGUCAUCUCAGGAGUUCAACAUUCCAGUAUCCUGCAACCUGCCACCUGGAUACCUGGCCAUUAAGGAAGCCAGCAGUACUAAGAAUGGAGCCGAUGUGAAAUGGGUCGAUGGAGGAAAAGCAAUCUUCAAACUCUCCACCAACGUCGUCUCAACAGUUUACACUCAGGACCCCCACCUGAACCGAUUCUUCCAGCAGUGCCAGAAGAGAGAGCUGGACCUCUCUCAGCCUCCUACCUCCAACUUCCUCAACUGCCUGAAGGGUCUUCUCAGCAUGGAGAGAAUCCCAGCGAUAGUCCGCUUCCUGCCUGUGCUUUUCAACCAGCUGUUCAAGGUUCUGACUCAGAAUGACAAUGAUGAAGUCACUACUGCCACCACCAGAGUGCUGGUUCAUAUUGUCAGCAAGUGCCAUGAUGAAAAUCUUGAUCACCAUCUUCACUCUUAUAUCAAGUUUGUUUUCAAGUCGGAGGCUCAUGGCUUCAGGACCGUUCACGAAGAGCUGGCUAAAGGAAUGACCUUUGACCUGAAGAGCAACGAGCAAGCAGCAGUAAGGAAUGUUCUCAAGUUCUCCUGGUUCUUCUUUGAGCUCAUUGUUAAAUCCAUGGCCCAGCAUUUAGUUGACUCUGACAAGGUAAAGCUGCCGAGGCCUCAGCGUUUUCCCUCCUCCUACCUGAGCCGGGUGGAGACGUUGGUGGAGACGGUCUCUGAGCACAUCUUCUGGAAAUACAAAGACCUGCAGGAGGAAACGCGCAGCGCCAACUUGGCUGUGGCUGCUUUUGUCAAGCGCUGUUUUACUCUGAUGGACAGAGGCUUCACAUUCAAACUGAUCAGUAACUACAUUAACAUGAUCACUGCUACAGACAGCAAGGUCCUCUGUGAGCUGAAAUUUGACUUCCUGAGAGAGGUGUGCAACCAUGAGCACUACAUCCCUCUGAGCCUGCCUUUACCUUCUGCUCUCAUCACAGACCAUGCAUCUUCUGAGCCACACACCACCCCUGCCUCAGUUCCCGAGUACAACCUGACGGGAGAGUUCUGCAGAAAGCACUUUCUGACAGGCCUGUUGCUACGGGAACUGGGACUGGCUCUUCAGGACGAGCAGGACCUGAGACACCUCGCCUUGGCCACCUUAAAGACGCUAAUGGCCAAACACUCUCUGGAUGCACGUUACGCCACCAAGGAGAAGCAGGCGAGAAUCGCGUCCCUCUACCUGCCUCUGUAUGGACUGAUCCUGGACAACAUGCCUCGGUUCUUCCUCAGGGACCUUUUCCCCAUUUACUUCACUUCUAGUGACCAAGGCUCUCGAGAUGAUGUCAGCGUGGGAGGGGGAGGGGCUGUUACUCGCCAUGGAAACUCCAUGGAUGCCUCAUUUUCCAAAGAAGUGCUGAAUUCCAUCACAGCCUUCUCAUCCCUGGCGGUUGCUACGAGUAACCAGGCCGACUCUCGAGGUUCUUUGAUCAGCGUGGACUCAAACCCAAGCAACAGCGACAGGAACAGUGAGAAGAUGGAUGGAUGUGAGAAGUUUGCACGACCCCAGUCUCUGAUUGGUUACGGUUCCCGCUGUGACAAACUGGACCAGGCAGAGACCCGCGGUCUCCUCAUGUGCUUUUUGCACAUCAUGAAAACCAUAUCUGAAGAUGUUCUGGUAUCCUACUGGCACCGGGCCAUUCACCAGGAGAUCUCAGACUUCUUUAACAUCCUGGAGCUUUGUCUUCAGCACUUCAGGUUUCUUGGAAAACGUCACAUAGCGAGGAAGCUAGCAGCGGCACUAAAGCUGGCCCAGUCAACCCAGGCCAAUGGCACCCUGAAGGUCUCUAACAACCCCUCCCAGUCCUCUCAACCCUCAAGCCUCUUCUCACAAUGGAUGGCCUCAGGAGGUGAAGGUCAUCGACACGCUCGCUCCCAAACCAUGCCCAUCAUCAGGGGCAAGAACGCCCUCAUGAACCCGAAGCUGCUGCAGAUGAUGGAAACAGAUGGGAGCAUUCAGGAUGGGGACACACUGAGUCCCACAGAUAUCGAAGCCAACUUGUCCACGGAGGUGGCGCUCACUGUGCUGGAUGUACUGGAACUCUUUGUUCACCAUCAUAAGAAGCAGCUGCUGCAGGAUGAGGGGCAGAACACACUGAUGAAGAAGGUGCUGGACACCUACUUGCUCUUCUUUCAGAUCAACCAGUCAACUGCUACUCUGCGACAUGUCUUCGCAGCACUCAGGCUCUUUGUACAAAAGUUUCCCAGUGCAUUUUUCCAGGGAAAGGCAGACCUGUGUGGCUGUCUGUGCUAUGAAAUCCUCAAAUGCUGUAAUCAUCGAUCCAGCUCCACUCAGACAGAGGCAGCUGCCCUGCUGUACUUUUUCAUGAGGCAAAACUUUGACUUUACAAAGGGCAAAUCGAUCGUACGCUCACAUCUGCAGGUAAUCAAAGCUGUGAGUCAGUUGAUUGCUGAUGCUGGAAUUGGGGGGUCAAGGUUUCAACAGUCUUUGGCCAUCAUCAAUAACUUUGCUAAUGGAGAUGCACCACUCAAGAACACUCCAUUUCCAGCAGAGGUGAAGGACCUAACCAAGCGGAUCCGGACGGUUCUGAUGGCCACGGCUCAGAUGAAGGAACAUGAGAAAGAUCCAGAGAUGUUGGUGGAUCUGCAGUAUAGCCUGGCCAACUCCUACGCUAGCACUCCCGAGCUGCGACGCACCUGGUUAGAAAGCAUGGCCAAAGUUCACGUCCGCAACGGCGAUUUGUCCGAGGCUGCCAUGUGCUACAUCCACAUCUCAGCUCUGAUCGCUGAAUCGCUGAAGAGGAGAGGCUACUGGAGAGCCGACAAGGCCGGGAUGUCCAAUGUGUCCCCCGACGAAAGCCCUGUCUUUAACUGUAGCUCCUUACUAACUUCCUCCCGAGAUCAAGACACAUCUUUCUCCAUGGGCUGGGCAGCGUUUAUGUGCAUCAGUCCUAAUGUUAAAGAGGAGGGAGCCAUGAAGGAAGACACCGGUACCCAGGACACACCCUACACAGAGGACACCCUGGUGGAGCAGCUGGAGCUGUGUGUAGACUACCUGUGGAAAUCCGAGAGGCACGAGCUCAUUGCAGACAUCAACAAACCUGUGAUAGCUGUCUUUGAGAAGAGGAGGGAUUUUAAGAGGCUUUCUGAGCUCUACUAUGACAUACAUCGCUCCUACCUGAAGGUGACGGAGGUCGUGAACUCAGAGAAGCGUCUGUUCGGUCGCUACUACCGUGUGGCUUUCUAUGGACAGGGCUUCUUUGAGGAGGAAGAGAGCAAAGAGUUUAUCUACAAAGAGCCAAAGCUGACAGGCUUGUCAGAAAUCUCCCAGAGAUUACUCAAACUCUACUCGGACAAAUUUGGAGCUGACAAUGUCAAGAUGAUCCAGGACUCCAACAAGGUAAAUCCAAAGGAUCUGGACCCAAAGUUUGCCUACAUCCAGGUGACCUACGUAGUUCCUUACUUUGAUGAGAAAGAACAGCAAGAAAAAAGAACAGAUUUUGAGAGACAUCACAACAUCAACCGCUUUGUGUUUGAGACGCCCUUCACGCUGUCGGGAAAGAAACAUGGUGACGUAGAGGAGCAGUGCAAAAGGCGCACCAUACUGACCACGGCUUCCAGCUUUCCCUAUCUGAAAAAGCGAAUCCAGGUGGUGGAGCAGCAAAGCACAGAAAUGAAUCCGAUCGAAGUCGCCAUCGAUGAAAUGUCACGUAAAGUCUCUGAGCUCAACCAGCUCUGCAACAUGGAGGAGGUGGACAUGAUUCGGCUGCAGCUCAAACUGCAGGGGAGCGUUAGCGUCAAGGUAAAUGCAGGACCGAUGGCUUAUGCUAGAGCGUUCCUGGAGGAGAAGAAUGCAAAGAAGUAUCCAGACAACCAGGUCAAACUACUUAAGGAGAUCUUCAGGCAGUUUGCAGAAGCCUGCGGUCAGGCUUUGGAUGUGAAUGCUCGUCUCAUUAAGGAGGACCAGCUGGAGUACCAGGAGGAGAUGAAAGCUCAUUAUCAAGACAUGCUCACGGAGCUUUCUGGCAUCAUGAACGAACAGCUUGACACAUAUAUUCAUGCCUCCAGGUAACAGCUCUGCCUGCUCUUUCUAACGCUGAUUCCUCACACAAGACAACCAGGAUCAGAGCGACACAGCGCCUACUGAACAGACUAGAGACACGCCAGAAAUCCUUUGUGCCAGUUAGUGCUAAAAGUGGCUCAUUUGUUUGUUUUUGAUUGUAUUCGUUUUGUUCUGCUGCACAGAGUGGUGGACUAGUGGAACUUUGACUGGCUUGUGUAGCGAAAAGAAGAGAAAGUGUGUAGACUGUGGUUGUGGUAAUUUGUUGUCCUGUGGUUGAAUUUAGACUGUCUACAAAAGAGGCUACUGGACUGUUAGCUACUGUUUGCUUUGGUUUUAGAGACUCCAACCAUUUGGUAAGGAUUCCCCCACUAGUGACACAAACCUGCAACAUGCGCCUUCUCUCCAGAACCCUCCCUCGCCCAUGGUGUCCCACAAGGUUCUGUGCUGGGACCUCUACUGUUUACAGAACCAUGACCUUACUGAGGUGGAGGUGCGUUCAGUUGUACAUGCAAGAUGUAGCUUUCUGGUGCAUUUUUAUGACACUUUUUUCACUUUUUUCCCCCUUCGGCUUAUCAGAGUACUUUAAACUGUCCGAAGAGGUCUUGCAAAGGUGGCUAAUGGGACACAAAAAAUGGAUUAAAAUACAGGUUUUAAGGGUCAGAUGAAUUGAAUGCACCUCCAGUUCUUCGAAUGUAGAGCAGCUCCUUGUGCUACUUUGUAUCCUUGAUAACAUUCUGGAAACAAAAAGAAAAUCACUUUUGCCAAUUUUAAAACAAAAUGUUAUGUUUUGUAACAUUUUUAUAACUGAAACUUGCAUUGUUACGGUUAUUAUUUACUGUUUUAAAUUGUACAUAAGAAAUAUAAAUAUUUAAAACAAAUGUUUGAAGUGUUUCUUUUAUAAAAUACAAAAUAUAUGAAUAUUUGUUUAGUUGAUAAAAAAGAAAACAAAAACUAAAGUUUCUGUAUUGCAUUUAAAUAAAAAUUUGUUAAUGUUCAA
Messenger RNA from Nothobranchius furzeri (turquoise killifish), 8926 nucleotides. It is a transcript of the gene dock10, whose product is annotated as dedicator of cytokinesis 10. The record is from RefSeq and is a predicted model, not a curated record. Gene Ontology annotation, biological process: regulation of cell migration; small GTPase-mediated signal transduction; dendritic spine morphogenesis. NCBI's taxonomy places the organism in Eukaryota, Metazoa, Chordata, Actinopteri, Cyprinodontiformes, Nothobranchiidae. Gene Ontology annotation, molecular function: guanyl-nucleotide exchange factor activity.